Molecule: messenger RNA, 1866 nt
Organism: Melanotaenia boesemani (Boeseman's rainbowfish)
Lineage: Eukaryota; Metazoa; Chordata; Actinopteri; Atheriniformes; Melanotaeniidae
Gene: supt3h
Product: SPT3 homolog, SAGA and STAGA complex component
Exons: 12
Coding region: 152-1234 (360 amino acids)
Biological process (GO): transcription by RNA polymerase II
Molecular function (GO): protein heterodimerization activity; transcription coactivator activity
Source: RefSeq, a predicted model, not a curated record
AUCACACUGCGCCAACAAUCGAACCAACAAAUCAAGAAAUACAACAGUGGCGUCUGUUUGAUAAACUCCGGAGGGGACUGCGCUAUAUUAUCAUUCAGAUUUCACUGCCGGACGGGAAGUUACUGCGGUCACACCACCUGUCCAACUCCCUAUGGCUGGCUCUGCUGCCUCCAGUUCUAAAGACCGACCAGCUUCCAGGACCAGUUUUAUCCCAGAGCUACAAAGCAUGAUGUUUGCUCUGGGAGAUGCUCGCAGGCCGUUGCAUGAGACGGCAGCUCUGGUGGAGGAUAUUGUGCACACACAGCUCAUUACUAUGCUGCAUCAGGCCUGUGAGGGUGCGGCGCUUCGUGGUUCAAGGGUCAUUUCAGCUGAGGACAUCUUGUUCCUGAUGAGAAGAGACAAGAGGAAGAUGGCACGGUUGCUAAAAUAUCUCCAGUUUAGAGAUUACAAAUCCAAACUCCUCAAAACUUUAGAGGAUGAUGACGCUCAGCAGGAACCAGACAGGUUGGGUGGUGCAGGCACCGCUGUUGCCGGUGGUAACCAGCGCAGGCAGCGAUUGGCCCAGGACUUCCUGGUGUGGAUGGAUCAGACUGGUGAACUCCUGUCAUUAGCAGAGCAUCAGGAAGUAGACUCCGUCAAACAGGAGAGGAUGGAGCGUCUGGAUCGUCGGAGUCAGAACAUGGACCCGGCUCAAUAUGCAGAGUUCUGUGAGAGUCGACAGCUCAGCUUUGCGAAGAAAGCGUCGAAGUUUCGGGACUGGCUGGACUGCAGCAGCCUGGAGCUGAAACCCAACAGUAUCGCCAUGGAGGUCCUCUCAUACCUCGCCUACGAGACGGUUGCCCAGAUUGUGGAUUUGUCUCUGUUGGUGAAGCAGGAAAUGACCGCAAAGAUGGAUCCAGUCAGUCAUGUGAUCUCUGCCAGCUACAUCCACUACAACACACACACUGAGGUGAAGAAGGAUCCAGAUUCACCUGAGGCCACGCCCCCCUCCACACCUGGAUCCUCACUCUCUUCAAAGCCCCUCCUGCAGGGUAACGGCAGUGUGGACAGUCGCGCAAGACAGAGGAAGCGCAAAAAGAGCUGCCCAGCUACAGUGGAGCUUCCCAGUGGAGCCAUCCAGCCCAGUCACAUCAGAGAGGCUAUUAGAAGAUACAACUACCGACACACAGUAUGUACACACACGCAAUUACAUGUUGUGAUAAAUUGUAGUCAGGAUGUUUACCUAAAGCAUUAAGUCAAAGACAACUUUAUCUCUCAAGGGUAAUUUAGUCUGACAGUCCUUGGUUAAGAAUACAUGCGAAACACAUUUCUGUUUUUUAAAGGAGAUUUUCAUUCAUGCAACAUGUGCUGUAUGGCCAUUGUUCAUUAAUUCAACAGAAGUCUCAUUUCCCGCAGCUAAAUGCUAAACUUUAAAAGGAUUUUGAAGAGAUAGAAGUUAUUAAAAAUUUCUUAAAGAUUCGAGACUUAUAACUCUUCUUCUGUAUCAUAGUUUCUGUACUAAACCCUUUUCUGCAAGGCUCAUAUUGUGUGCAAAACCCAGACAAAAUACAGCCCCGUUUCCACCAAGGGUUCCUGCUUGGGAUGGGAAAUCCUGAUUUUUGUGUUUCCACUAACAAGCUUACCCAAACCUGGGAUGUGGGCUAUAAUCUGUCUGCUGCAUAACAGCACGACACCGCCCUUGAAUUAAACGCAACAGAAACAAAGGAGAAUUGCAGACACUGAAAAGUUUGUGUUCUUUCUUCUUGGGAUGUGGCUUUAAAAAAAAUCCACAGCAUAUUUAAACAUAGUGCUGUUUCCGCUUUGUUCUUAGUGCUGAGGCACACAGGAAGUAACAAUUCUUUCAACCAAUCAACGGAUAGCAGUUAA